AUGAAUUCAAUAAUAGAGAAUCUACCGCGCACUCGUCAAACGCUCCUAUUCUCAGCGACACAAACCAAAAAUGUAAAAGAUCUGGCGAGAUUAGCGCUAAAAGAUCCAGUCUAUAUAUCCGUUCACGAGAAUGCAUCUCAGGCAACUCCGGAUCAAUUGCAGCAGAGUUAUUUGGUAUGUUCGGAUGAGGAUAAAAUCAAUUUGUUAUGGUCUUACUUGGUGAUGCAUCGAAAGAAGAAAAGUUUGAUAUUCGUGUCGUGUUGUAAACAGGCUCGUUUCUUCACCGAAGCGUUGUGCCAUCUGAGACCGGGAACCUCGCUGAUGGGUUUGUGGGGCACAAUGAAGCAAUCGAAACGUCUCGAAGUAUUUCACAAGUUCAAUCGUAAGGUGAAUUCGGCAGCGAUGAUCGCAACUGAUGUGGCGAGCCGAGGCUUGGACUUUGCACGGGUGGAUUGCGUGCUGCAGUUGGACUGUCCGACAACCGCA
Molecule: messenger RNA, 486 nt
Organism: Anisakis simplex (herring worm)
Lineage: Eukaryota; Metazoa; Nematoda; Chromadorea; Rhabditida; Anisakidae
Source: the annotation of a GenBank genome assembly